This is a messenger RNA of Exaiptasia diaphana, 1211 nucleotides long. Its product is annotated as DNA fragmentation factor subunit beta. Gene Ontology annotation, cellular component: cytoplasm; nucleus. Gene Ontology annotation, molecular function: DNA endonuclease activity. The transcript has 5 exons. Lineage: Eukaryota; Metazoa; Cnidaria; Anthozoa; Actiniaria; Aiptasiidae. Bases 39 to 1040 code for a protein of 333 amino acids. The record is from RefSeq and is a predicted model, not a curated record. Gene Ontology annotation, biological process: apoptotic process; apoptotic DNA fragmentation.
UGAUUGCAACUUGAAGUUCCAAUUUUACAGCAGAGAAAAUGAAGGAGUCCAAAGCUUAUAAAGUUCAAGACGUCAAACGAAAUUUCAGAAAAGGUGUAAUUGCUAGUUCUCUUGCCGAAUUGACGRAAAAAGGCGUAGAAAAGCUACGAUUACCUCCGGAAGGUUGCAGGGUUUGUAUGGAAGAUGGAACCGAGGUGGACGAUGAAGAAUAUUUCGAAACUCUUCCAGCUCAAACGGUGUUGGUAUUUGUGAAGCCAGAUGAACARUGGGAAGGAUAUUUAACAGUGCUCAAGAAUGCUACAGAGAAAGUAUUUGAACUGGCAUCAUCACAACGAGAUAAGAUUAUCGAAAACAUCAAUAACUUAAUCAGUGAAGGCAAUUCUGAGCAUGUUUAUGACAUCAUGUCUGCAGUUGUUAACAGACUAAGUGAAAACAUUGAUGCUGAGGACAAGGAAGAAGACAAAGAAUGGUUUGAUGGUGUUAAUGAAAGAUUUAAAACAAAAAGUGAAGUACUUAGAAACUCGGCACAAUCAAGAAUAAGAAGUUAUCUCUCAAAGACAAARGAGUUUGUYGAUGGAAAUGUCACAAAAGGCAAAGCAUCCACUUUAUUAUCAGAAGUUUUAGCAAAUUUCAAAGAAAAACUUAAAGAAGAAGAUUACUUUGGUGGCUAUUUUGUCCGCACUGGAGAAGAUGAAGGUUUUAGAUUAUGUUGCGAUAAGGGAUGGUUUGAAUGUCAAGGAGAGUACAAUGUUCGACAAUGUUCGAAGCGCCACAAAAUCAACCCAUAUGGCAGCAAGGAAAGCAGGGUUUUGUUUAGUACAUGGAAUUUGGAUCAUGUGAUUGAAAAGUCUCGCGAAGUUUUGCCAACCUUGCUAAAUGCAGCAGAGAAGUGCCCCAAAAAGCACAAACUGAACUCUGAUUACUUCUUCCAACUCCUCUUCACACUUGACAAUUUAAAACUGGUUCAUAUUGGAUGCCAUGACAAAAGCGAACAUCAUGGGAAGAARUGUAACAAAAAAAUGUUUUAUAAAAAACUCUGAUGCCACUUCCUUAGUUGGGCUUCCUGUCCCAUAUUGAUCGUGAGAGACUGUAAACGACAUUCUACUUUGCCAAGAGUGCUGAAAAGGCGUCCAAAUCAAAACUGUUGUUUCGCGGAAAACCUGAAAACUGAAGAAUUUACUCGACAUUGUAGCAAUAAACGGUAGUACUGA